This is a messenger RNA of Myotis brandtii (Brandt's bat), 1298 nucleotides long. It is a transcript of the gene NMUR2, whose product is annotated as neuromedin U receptor 2. Gene Ontology annotation, biological process: G protein-coupled receptor signaling pathway. Gene Ontology annotation, molecular function: neuromedin U receptor activity. The record is from RefSeq and is a predicted model, not a curated record. Lineage: Eukaryota; Metazoa; Chordata; Mammalia; Chiroptera; Vespertilionidae. The transcript has 4 exons. Bases 51 to 1262 code for a protein of 403 amino acids. Gene Ontology annotation, cellular component: plasma membrane.
CAUCUUGGGACAGAGGCUCUUUCCAGAGGAAACUUGGGCCUUGGAUUUUAAUGUCAAUGAUGGAAAAAUAUGAGAAUGUCUCCUGGAUCCCCCAGCAGGAACUGGAAGAUCCAUUCAAGAAAUACCUGAACAGCACAGAGGACUACCUGACCUUUGUCUGUGGGCCUCGGCGCAGCCACCUCUUCCUCCCGGUGACGGUGGUGUACACCCUGAUUUUUGUGGUUGGGGUCGCUGGCAAUCUCCUGGUGUGCCUGGUGAUUCUCCGGCACCAGACUAUGAAGACACCCACCAACUACUACCUCUUCAGCUUGGCUAUCUCGGACCUCCUGGUCCUGCUCCUCGGGAUGCCCCUGGAAGUCUAUGAGAUGUGGCGUAACUACCCCUUCCUGUUUGGGCCCGUGGGCUGCUACUUCAAGACGGCCCUCUUUGAGACUGUGUGCUUCGCCUCCAUCCUCAGCGUCACCACGGUCAGCGUGGAGCGCUACGUGGCCAUCCUCCACCCUUUCCGCGCCAAGCUGGAGUGUACCCGGAGGAGGGCCCUCAGGGUCCUGGGCAUCAUCUGGGUCUUCUCCGUUCUCUUCUCUCUGCCCAACACCAGCCUCCAUGGCAUCAAGCUCCACUACUUCCCCAACGGGUCUUUGGUCCCGGGCUCUGCCACCUGCGCGGUCAUCAAGCCCAUGUGGAUCUAUAAUUUCAUUAUCCAGGCCACCUCCUUCCUCUUCUACAUCCUCCCCAUGACUGUCAUCAGUGUCCUCUACUACCUCAUGGGGCUCAGACUAAAGAAAGACCAAACCCUUGAGGCAGACAAAAUAACUGCAAAUAUUCAAAGACCCUACAGAAAAUCACUCACCAAAAUGCUAUUUGUCUUGGUCUUAGUGUUUGCUAUCUGUUGGACCCCAUUCCACAUUGAGCGGCUCUUCUUCAGCUUUGUGGAGGAGUGGACUGAAUCCCUGGCUGUUGUGUUCAAUCUCAUCCAUGUGGUGUCAGGUGUCUUCUUCUAUCUGAGCUCAGCUGUCAACCCCAUUAUCUAUAACCUACUCUCUCGCCGCUUCCGAGCAGCGUUCCAGAGUGUGAUCUCUCCUUCCUGCAAACAGUGGCACCCCCAGCAUCACCCACAAGGGCCACGUGUCCAGCGGAACAUCUUCCUGACGGAAUGUCACCUUAUGGAGCUGACUGAAGAGGCGGGUCCCCACUUCCCCUGUCAGCUGUCCAUCAGCAGCUCUCACCUCCACACAGCGCACUAUACAGGACAGACAACAUGAAAGGAACUCUCAUUCCUCUCUGCCUCCACAGUUAUG